CUGUAGCCCCUACGUGGUGAGUAGAUCGUGUCCAAAAAAAAGAAAUCAGCGGAGGCUUCCACAGUCCCUGGUUGGAAUGGAACCCGCGAUGAGGGUGAGAGGCGCUGAAGACCAGAAGACCCAGGGCGUGGACGGGGCGUGUCAUGCCUGGAGUUUCAGUGGAAUUUCAGGCCUGUCUUCUUGAGCAGCAGAGGAGGAGAUUGUGUGUGCCUGUGAGAGACUGUGUGGGUGUGGGUGUGGGUGUGGGUGUGAUGAACGAAUAGUGUUGUGUAUGUGUGUGUGUGUGUUAGACGAAUGAACAGGGUUGUGUACCUGUGUAAAUUGUCACUGUGACUCCAGGCUCUAGGCUCUGCAGAUUCCGCAGCCCUGUCGCCUCACAGACACUUGGGAUCUGCAGCACAUAAAAGAGAGAAGCCAGAUUCAUGGAGGCAUGAAGGAUCCCAGCAAGAAAACACAGACUUGAUCUUGAGAUGAGAUUUUUGAAGUUGGCUGCGGCCUCAAGGCAGGCUCUGAGAAGACUCCAUAAAGAGUUCUCAGGAAUAGGAAUCCCUCCUGGAUAUUUCCCUCUUGGAAGCUCCGAGGAGCCAGCUAUAUGUUUGUAACCAUAGCAUUUCUAAAUCUCCAGCCCCAGGAACCUGCUGUGAAUUAGAGACAGGUUCCACCCUAGACAUCGGUGACGUUGGCCUCUCUGGUAUUGGGAAGGUCAACACUGUUCCAGUUUCCCUCCUACUCCCAUCUGGUUGUGCUCAGUGAAGUAGGUGAGCAGUGCUGCCCUUCUGUUAAAAAAAAAAAAAAAACCAUGAUCCUGAAAGAGGAAAGAAUUUUUGUUACACAACUGAAAGCUAAAGUCCAGGUGCCAUUGACAUUCAGCGAUGUUGCCAUAGACUUUUCUCAGGAAGAGUGGAAAUAUUUAAACUUAGAUCAGAGAGAUUUUAGAGAUGUGAUGUUGGAGAAUUAUACUAACGGAAUUAAACUGGACCUUGAUUUCACAACUGAAAGUGACAAGUUGUCUUGAGAAAAAAGAAAUUAUGAAGUAAAUGCAUACCAUCAGGAGACAUUGAAAAGAAAGAAAACCUUCAACCUUAUGAGGUUUAUUUUCAGAAAUGACCCACGGUACACAAUUGAAUUUGGGAGACAACAGGGACCUAAAGUGGGAUGUUUUAGUCAAGUGAUAUUCAAAAAACAUAAAUCCCUUCCCCUGCAUCAGAGAAAUAACACAAGAGAGAAAUCAUAUGAGUGUAAGGAAUAUAAGAAGGGCUUUAGAAAAUAUUCACACGUUACUGAACACCUGAGAGAACAUACUGGUGUGAGACCCUAUGAAUGUAAUGAAUGAAAAGCAUUUGUAAUUUCCUAGCAUUUUAUUAGACAUCAAAAAAUCCACACUGAUUUGAAACCCUAUGAAUGCAAUGGAUGUGAGAAGGCCUUUAGGUUUUAUUCACAGCUUAUUCAGCAUCAGAUAAUUCAUACUGGUAUGAAACCCUAUGAAUGUAAGCAAUGUGGGAAGGCUUUUAGACAUCAUUCUCACCUUACAAAACAUCAGAAAAUUCAUAUUGGCUUGAAACCCUUUGAAUGUAAGGAAUGUGGGGAAACGUUUAGAUUAUAUCGACAGUGUCUGCAUCAGAAAAUUCAUCGUGGUGUGAAACCCUAUAAAUGUAAAGAAUGUGGAAAGGCUUUUGGUCAUCAUUCAAGUCUUUACCAACAUAAGAAAAUUCAUUCUGGUGAGAAACCAUAUAAAUGUGAACAAUGUGAAAAGGCCUUUGUUUGCAGCCAUCUACUUGUUGAACAUCAAAGAAGUCAUACUGGUGAGAAACCUCAUGAAUGCAUGGAAUGUGGAAAGGCUUUUAGUAGGGGCUCAAGCCUUCUUAAACAUAAGAGAAUUCACGGUGGUGAGAAACUCUAUGGUUGUAAGGAUUGCGGAAAGGCCUUUUGUAGAGGCUGUCAACUUACACAGCAUCAGAGAAUGCAUACUGGUGAGAAGCCAUAUGAAUGUAAAGAAUGUGGGAAGACUUUUAAGCUUCAUUCAUAUCUUAUUCAACAUCAGAUAAUUCAUACUGAUUUGAAGCCAUAUGAAUGUAAGCAAUGUGGGAAGGCCUUCAGUCGUGUUGGAGACCUUAAGAUACAUCAGUCAAUUCAUGCUGGGGAGAAACCCUAUGAAUGCAAGGAAUGUGGAAAAACCUUUAGACUUAAUUCUCAACUAAUUUAUCAUCAGACAAUUCAUACUGGUUUGAAACCCUAUAUAUGUAAAGAAUGUAAGAAGGCCUUUCGUUCUAUCUCAGGUCUUUCUCAACAUAAGAGAAUUCAUACUGGUGAAAAACCCUAUGAAUGUAAAGAAUGUGGUAAGGCAUUUAAUCGUAGUGAUCGACUUACUCAACAUCAGAGAAUUCAUACUGGUGUGAAACCACACAAAUGCAAAGAAUCUGGUAAGGCCUUUAGUCUUUGCUAUCAACUUAGUCAACAUCAAAGAUUUCACCGUGGUGAGAGAUUCUUAAUGUAAUAAGAGGGAAAGCCUUUAGCCAUGGCACAUCUUUUACCAUUGUCACUAUUAUGAUGCUAUAGUGAAGAUGUUGUUUUUUUUUUUGAGACGGAUUCUCACUCUGUUGCCCAGGCUGGAGUGCAGUGGCACUAUCUCGGCUCAGUGCAAGCUCCGCCCCCCAGGUU
Molecule: messenger RNA, 2658 nt
Organism: Rhinopithecus roxellana (golden snub-nosed monkey)
Lineage: Eukaryota; Metazoa; Chordata; Mammalia; Primates; Cercopithecidae
Gene: ZNF404
Product: zinc finger protein 404
Biological process (GO): regulation of transcription by RNA polymerase II
Molecular function (GO): RNA polymerase II cis-regulatory region sequence-specific DNA binding; DNA-binding transcription factor activity, RNA polymerase II-specific
Source: RefSeq, a predicted model, not a curated record